This is a messenger RNA of Saccostrea echinata, 373 nucleotides long. RefSeq names its product ficolin-1-like. Lineage: Eukaryota; Metazoa; Mollusca; Bivalvia; Ostreida; Ostreidae. The coding region runs from base 26 to 373 and encodes 115 amino acids. The record is from RefSeq and is a predicted model, not a curated record. The transcript is spliced from 2 exons.
AUAUACACAUCUUAGGAUUGAGCUGAUGGAUCAUGACUGCGUUUGGAAAUAUGCAGAGUAUAGUACCUUCUACAUCGAAGGAGCGACUUCAGAGUACAGAUUACACGUAUCGGGCUAUUCCGGAGAUGCAGGGGACAGUUUCAUCUACCACAACAACAUGUUCUUUAGUACACAUGACAACGACAACGAUGGGACGUAUUCCUUUAACUGUGCCAUUCUCAGACAUGGAGCUUGGUGGUAUAAUAAUUGUCAUAGGUCUAACCUGAAUGGUGAGUACGGGAACACAGACAACUCUGACGGCAUCAACUGGUACACCUGGAAAGGAUUCUAUUAUUCAAUGAAGGAAGUGAGGAUGAUGAUCAGAAAACCAUGA